Molecule: messenger RNA, 754 nt
Organism: Plutella xylostella (diamondback moth)
Lineage: Eukaryota; Metazoa; Arthropoda; Insecta; Lepidoptera; Plutellidae
Source: RefSeq, a predicted model, not a curated record
UUUUGUGUUGACAAACAGAAAAUACACUUUCGUCAAAGCUCUCACAAAAUUUGAUCUUCAUUAAAAUUAAGUUUAAUAGGGUUUAAUGUAGUUAAUUUAAUCAACGCCAAAAUGCCGCCCCGAUCCCGAGUGGCGAAUAAUUCUCGCAACACGCAGCGCGUAGCGAGGACCUCGUUAAAAGCAUUACUCCUCAAAUAUUAUCGACUACCUCUGAAAUUGUGUGUGUACCUUGGGUUGCUGGUGGUGGCCGCUAACGUUGCUAGAAGCUUCUGGGAGAGCAUAUUCAUUCAGAAGGAAAUAGCUGAUGUGAAGUCUAAUCUGCUUAAUUUAAAAGAAACAGUGAGCAAAGUCGGCAUCGCGUACGAUCAACUCUACAAAGAACUGGAAGAACUAGCAGCACUCACUGAGCCCAACAAGACUAAUUCUAUGACUGUCAUACAAACUGCUACCGAUAGAAUAGUUAGUUCUAUCGUGGAAACUACACCUGGAGCUGACGUGCAAAAGGUCGUUAAAAAUGAAAGCCAGUUUAAAGUUGUAAAGGAACCGAAUAUGCCGUUUAUUCAGGAGCCAGUUAUAGUAAAUCGCUGCCAUGAAUGUAGCUGCAAGAAAUCUCAAUCACGGUAUAGCCAGCCUUCCUGGUUAUUUUAAUAGAACAUUAAUCAAAUAGUAAGUAAACUGUACCUGAAUCUGAAUCAAAAUAAAUUAAAGAAUUUUAUAGAUACCGAAAUCUGAAAUAAUAAAAACCGUUAAAUUG